AUGGAUCAAUCAGCCGAUCCACCCAGUUCUUGCUACCUACACCCAGCUGAAGCUAACAACCCAUCCAGCCCCUACUAUCUGCACCCUGGUGAGAACCCAGGUCUCACUCUCAUUGCCCAGACUCUGAACAAAAACAAUUAUUCCUCAUGGAGCAUAAGCAUGAGGAGAGCUUUGCUCUCCAAGAAUAAAACAAAGUUUAUUGAUGGGUCCAUAAAGAAACCCCAGAAAACUGAUCCACUGUUUGAUGCAUGGGAAAGGUGCAAUGUAAUGAUACUAUCCUGGAUUACAAAGACACUCUCCCCACAGAUUGCUGAGAGUGUCAUAUACGUUGAAGAGGCCAAGGAAUUAUGGGAUGAGCUGAAAGAAAGAUUCUCCAAAGGAGACUAUUUCAAGAUUUCUGAUUUAUUACAGGAUAUACAUUCUAUCAAACAGGGAGAAAGGGGAGUGAGUCAGUUCUUUACUGAUUUGAAAAUCCUAUGGGAGGAGUUGGAAUUCUUAAGACCCAUUCCUACUUGCACAUGUAAAAUUCCAUGUAGUUGUGAUCUUUCAAGAAUCUCCCUGAAAUACAGGGAAAUGGAACAUGUAAUAUGCUUCUUGAAAGGAUUAAAUGACUCCUACAGCACUGUUAAGACACAAAUUCUACUAAUGGAUCCUCUACCUAAUAUCAAUCCGGUCUUCUCUCUCAUUAUGCAGCAAGAGAGACAAGAGAAAAAUACCUCUCCCGAGGUCAAGAUUCUGGCAAGCACCACUGAUAAGAACAGCGAGUGGAAGGGCCAAGGAAGAGGUUUUGGAUUUCGUGGUCAAGGUAGAGGAAGGGGUAGGAAUCCUAAUCAUGGGAAACAAUGCUCCUUUUGCAACAAGAUGAAUCACACCAUAGAUGAGUGCUAUUCUAAACAUGGAUACCCUCCUUGGUACAAGAAAGGGGACAACAACCAAAACAAGACAGCUGACUGGGGUUCUGCAAAUGCCUGCCAGACCAGCACUUCCACUGAACCUGGAGAUGCUCAGAGCACAAAUCAAGCAAGCAGUAAGGACAUUUUCCAGUCCUUCACGGUUGAGCAAAUGCAUAAACUUCUCAAAAUGAUGGACAAAAUCGAUGAGCCCCCUCACAAGGUUAAUUAG
Vigna angularis (adzuki bean) is the source of this 1122-nucleotide messenger RNA. RefSeq lists its product as uncharacterized. NCBI's taxonomy places the organism in Eukaryota, Viridiplantae, Streptophyta, Magnoliopsida, Fabales, Fabaceae. The record is from RefSeq and is a predicted model, not a curated record. Bases 1 to 1122 code for a protein of 373 amino acids. The transcript has a single exon.